ACCGAACACAAUACACAACCACGAACUCACCGAACGCUUCAGAUGUGAUCGGUCAGGUUUAGGUUUAGGUUUAGGUUACAAAACGCGCUUCAAAUCAAUCGAUGGGUUUACUGACACUGUGAAUCCUGACAGAAGACUCGGUUCACUCGGUUGAUUAAUUAGACAGAUAAAAGUUAAUUAAUUAAUAGACUGUGUGACCGUAGAGACCGAAACGGCGCUCGUGAGAGGCGAGGAGCGCGUCCUCUUUCUUCAGGAUUAUUAUUACUAACAACAACUUAAUUGUCACUGUGCACAUAAGAUAUAUAUUAUAUUUGUAUGCAGAUGGAAGAAUCAUGACAUAUCUUAUCUUUCGUAGAUACACACACAAUAUAUUUUGUACACACAGUGUUUUAUAUAUAUGUGCGCUCGUCGACUCGUCCUCGUCGUCAUUUUGACAACAGUAAUGCAGUAGCGUCAAAUAGUUGGUGAAAGAGACCCUUUAUUUGUGAAAAGUUUGCAAGACCAGUUUGGAUCAGUCUGAAAAAUGACAAACACGUUUCUGUAUUUCGCUUAUGGGAGUAAUUUAUGCGCCAAGAGGAUACAUUUAUGUAAUCCGACCGCAAUAAUGAAAGACAUCGGUUACAUAAAGAAUUUUAGGCUGGAUUUUUACAGAUAUUCUAAACGAUGGCAUGGAACAUCUGCCACAAUUGUAGAAACAGAACAUUCAGUAGUGUGGGGUGUAGUCUGGGAAUUAGACAAGUGCAAUUUAGCUACAUUAGACUGUCAAGAAGGUGUUCAAGAUAAUAUAUAUCAUGCAAUGUCAGUAAAUGUUGAAACUCCUGGUGGUAGAACUCUAAAUUGUCGAGUGUACCAGCAAUGUAAUAAUCCAAAGGAAUAUAUAAAGCCAGAAGACCUUCCAAUGGAUAAGAGACCUUCACCAUUAUACCUAAAUACAAUAUUAAAAGGAGCCAAAGAAAACAAACUUCCCACUGAUUAUAUAAAAUUCUUGAAAACCAUUCCAGAUAAUGGAUAUAAAGAAUAUGACAUGAGCUUUUCUCUGCUUUAAAAUUGACAUCUACAACAUAUUUAUUGUAUGAAUAUUUUUGAUAAUACGGAUGGAGGACCACA
This is a messenger RNA of Trachymyrmex cornetzi, 1107 nucleotides long. Its product is annotated as gamma-glutamylcyclotransferase. Lineage: Eukaryota; Metazoa; Arthropoda; Insecta; Hymenoptera; Formicidae. Bases 524 to 1045 code for a protein of 173 amino acids. The transcript is spliced from 5 exons. The record is from RefSeq and is a predicted model, not a curated record. Gene Ontology annotation, molecular function: gamma-glutamylcyclotransferase activity.